Penicillium cosmopolitanum is the source of this 744-nucleotide messenger RNA. RefSeq names its product acetate uptake transporter family protein. Gene Ontology annotation, molecular function: acetate transmembrane transporter activity. Gene Ontology annotation, cellular component: plasma membrane. The transcript has 4 exons. The record is from RefSeq and is a predicted model, not a curated record. NCBI's taxonomy places the organism in Eukaryota, Fungi, Ascomycota, Eurotiomycetes, Eurotiales, Aspergillaceae. Bases 1 to 744 code for a protein of 247 amino acids.
AUGGUCUCAAACGAUUUCGCUGUCACCAAAUCGGAGGAAGAGAACACAUCUCCUUCAUCUCACGCAGACCACCUUGAACGCCUUCACACAGCAGGAGGACAUGUGAACGACCGCAGUCAACCUGCCCUUCCUGUCUAUCAUCGUACAUUUGCGAGCCCCUCUCCAUUGGGACUGAUCUCCUUUGCUACAGAUAUUUUCUUGAUUUCCGUCUUCGGAUUGCACGCAAGGGGUGUUUCAGUACCUAAUGUAAUGGUUGGGUGUCUGGUAUUCUAUGGUGGUGUUGGUCAAUUCAUUGCCGGCAUCAUGGAAUUCAUCACGGGAAACACGUUCGGUGCCACCGUAUUCUCGUCAUAUGCUGCAUUCAACUUGUCCUACGCAAUGAUUUAUCUCUCCGGAACAGGUAUAAUGUCUGCAUACACCGACGCCGCUACCGGUACCGUGGACCCUAGCUUCAACCAAGCUCUGGCAUUAUACCUGUGGGCGUGGUUCAUAGUGACCGUGGUUUUUACCAUCGGGGCGAUGCGAUCGUCCUGGGUUCUUUUCGUUGACCUGUUCUUCUUGGACAUUUCUCUCAUGCUUCUGGCUUCUGGGUUCAUGGCCAACAUGGAUUCUCUCCUGACUGCCGGUUAUUCUUUCGGGCUUGCUGUGUCGUUUCUUUCUUACUGGGCCGGUUGUGCUGGAUUAUGGGGUGGUGGAACCACUCCCAUCAAAUUGCCGACAUUUGAUAUGUACUUGGCUGUUUGA